GAAGCGGGGCUAGUUUAGUGGAAGGGGAGGUGAAUAGUGGAAUCUUGCCCCGUAGACACAACUCUAAACUGCGGCAACUUUGUCACCCUCCUCCCCCUCCUGUUCGCUGCAGCGGAGAAGCUCGAUAAGCCGGACUGCGGCGAUUUUAGUCGAGCUAUUUUGUGGCAGAUGCUAGAAUGAUAGCGUCGUAGAAAACUUAACCGGGACUUUCCAAACGGCGGAUGUUUAUUAGCCGAGCGGUAACUAAAACAUAACAGAGUAUGUUCUCAUUUUUAGGGGGCUGAACCAGAGAUUGCCUCUGUAUUCUGUUUGAGACGUUCUACGUCAGCAGCAUCACACUAUGUAGCGAAAUAAAGUUGACGUUUACAGCAUUUAAGCUCGAUUUGCACGUUAUUUGUUGCGCGCCAGCAUCGAAAUGUCAAACCGAUUUCAAUUCCUCGCCACGUACACCAGACGUACCCAAGAAUAUUGUGUGAUCAAAACUCACUUGGAUCACCAGUGAUAGCGGAGACAAGGCUGAAAUAAAAGUAUUCAAAACUUCCUCCUGAAGGUAGGAGGAAAGCAUAGGGACCUGUCCUUUUUGAUUUCAUCUUAAGUUACCGGAACCAUUAUAAAACACCACCAUACAAAUGUGUGCCCCUCCAUCAAACAAUCAUAAAGACCUCACAGUAGAUUAGCAUCAGAAAGAAAAAAUGACAGACACAACAAAUCGCCAUCUGAGACACAAGUUGCAGAAUUUAGGAAGACGUCUGGAUGAGCUUGAAGAGGCCAGAGGCAAACUACAGAAAGCUGAAGAUGAACUUCUUGACAUUCAGGACAAAAUCAUUCAGGCUGAAGGGAGUAAUUCCUCACUGCUCACCGAUGUGGAGACAAUGCGGAAAAGAUUGCUCAAAAUUGAAGGCAAAGAUGAAGAGGUCAGGAAAGCGGAGGAUCUUUGUCGUAAGGUUAGGGAGAAAUUAGAUCAGGAAGAGAAACUUACCAAGGAUCUUAAAGUAGAGAUUGAGCGUCUUCAGCGCAGAAUGACUGAACUUGAGAAGCUUGAAGAGGCUUUUGGUAAAAGCAAGUCAGACUGUAGGCAGUUGUGCAUUAGUCUUAAUGAGGAGAAAAACCUGACCAAAAAGCUUGCAGCAGAGCUUGAUGCCUUGAAGGCCCGUGUCAAGGAAGUGGAUACCUCUGAAGCUCGACUAGACAGGGCAGAAAAAUCCCUUACUGCAGAGAUGGAGAAACUAAAGAGUCUCACUCAGACGUUUGUGACUGAACGCAAAAGACUUCUGGAAAGGCAGAGAGAGGAUGAGAAAAUCAUACUCAAGCUGACUGAGAAGCUUGAACUUAAGAAGAGCAAGCUAGGCCCAGCAGACCAUAGCCGAUUUGAUUCUAGAGAUCUUCGAAUUGAGGAUGAGUUCUCAGCUGGCCUUGCAUCCAAACUGGCCAGGAAGAAGAGUUUUGACUACUUGAAGCAUGCAGAUGACCUAGAUUUGAGAAAUGAGUCAGAGAAUGAGAAAAAUAGCUUUGAGGGGCAAGAAGAUAAUAAGGUUAAAGACCUCAGCCAGGAAGUGGAAAGAUUGAAGAAUCGUUUGAAGCAGAUGGAGUUAGUGGAGGAAGACUUGAAGAACAUGGAAUCCAAGAAUGCUGAACUGAUAGAAAAGUACCAGCAGGAGAGGAACCGCAGUCAAGCUCUCCAUGACCAGGUUGAGCAGAUGAAAAUGCAGCUCAAUGGUUGCAGCAGUAGUAAUGGAAACUCUGCAGUUACCAGCACUACAAAGGUCCUGGAGAAUGGCAAGGCAGAAAAUGAAGAGAUCCAUGUACGAAGCUUCAGACAGGAGAAACCUAAAUUACUAAAUAGGAGUCCUGCUGCUUCUGAACCAGUCACCUCAAAGUACAAAAGCAGAGAGGCAUCUCCUCAGCAGAGGCGAGAAACUAAGCAGAGGAACAAAGACCUUUGUCACUCUACAGAAAGCUCCCCAAAGACUGUACGAAGGACUCUUAGUCCAGCACAUAAUGCUAGGAAAGGUAUGAAGACUGGUGCUUCCAGUACUACUUCUGAUAAUGGGACAAAAGAUGGAAAGAAAGAUGAAAAAAUUGGAAGUGCCUCAUCAAGUGCUGUCAAUGAAAGCAAGAAAGUUUCGGUCCUUAGUCGCUAUCCUCCAGCUGCUAAUGACCAAAAGUCUUGGAAGCCACCGGUCAAGCAAAAUGACAGUGAUAGCAAUAAGAGUCAAACAGAGAAGUUGUCCAAGUACACGGGAAGUGAUAGUGAAUCAAACAACUCUGAUGGGUCACUCUUAAAUUCAGCCAGUGCUGCUAUCAUUGCUUCACCUGAGAAAGGACUAACCGAACCCGAGAGUUUAGAUCAGGAUAAUUCUUCAAUGUUGAGUCUGUCCAAGGCAAAUGGAUCUUAUACUGCUUACAGAUCCCAUGUAUCUCCAUCUGUUCUGAGUGAUCAAGGUUCUGAUGGUCACUCCUCAGCCUCUGAAACUGAAUCCAUUGGUUCCAGACGAUUGGCAGGUGAGCAAAAUGACCCCCUGAUGUCAAGUACAAGUGGAAGAACAUCAUCAAAGUACACUAGAUACUCACGACUGCAAGAAUCUUACUCUGAUGGUUCCUCAAAGGGCCCCUUCAGUGAGGAGCAACGCAGACCUCUUACAAUGGAAGGGGAUACCCAGGAAACUACGCAUACUACCUCGGGUAUUGAAGUCCGCAGGGUAUGCAGCCCUCGUGAAGCCCUCCAGUCAAAAGCUGUCAUCAAGCAAGCCAUUGUUGAGAUUGACAGAAAGGAAGUGAUGUCAGGGGGAAUCACAGAGCCUUUGACCACUAGUGGGAAACCCAAGAUCUCUACUAAGCCAGUAUUGACUAGCAAGAUGACCAGCAGUAUCACCUUCUAUCCCAAUGACCCCAGCUCCUCUCAAACAAGCAGUCGGAGCAGUAGUUUAUCAAGUGAACCCCCUUCCAAGGAAAGGCACACUUCCACAAGUAAUAUUGUCAUCGGUCCCAGUAGUGAGCACAGAGGUAGCAUCUCUAUACCUUACGAAAUAUCCAUCCCUAAGAGUGAGAUCACGCUAUGUCAAGGUGAGACUGAUGCUGACUUCUCUGAACCUCACAGUUACCUUGAGACUGCUCCCGUGGAGGCAACCCUCCUAUCUCAAAGCAGUUUCAGCCUCCAGUCUUCAGAAGCUUCAGACUUGAACAAUGACAUUGAGUCUGGGUUUGAGAGCAGCAGUAGCGGCACCACCGUGACCAACUGGAAAAGCCACCACAACCACCACUCAUAUGAUGACAGUUUGCCAGAAAUGAGAAACGUCACUGUCAGGAGCACUUGGAGGAGCCGUGGGGCAGCUUCUGUGGAUGAAUCUGCUCGAGCACUAAGGCAAGAUGGCUCAGAGGAUGAGGGCGAGUCUGCAUCCACCUGGAGAGCAUAUAGGGCAACUACAGUGUUGGACACUCCAUCAAACUCCAGCACUGUUGCUAAAUGUGGAAGUAAACCCAGCCCAGUCGAAGUAUACAUGCGCAGAAUCAACAAUGCAGCACCAUCGGUCCAUGAUCUGGGACGACGGAACAAGAAGACUCCUUCACCAGAGAGGGCUAUUGCACAUGAGCCUGUCAGUGCUCAGCAACUUCAACCAAGGGGCCGUAAACACCCCAUGUCUGCAGAUGAUCGAGAAACCACUCCGUCCUCAUGGCGAAGGCAGCCUCCGGGUGAUGUGGACCUGUACGAUAGGUCUGCGAGUCGUGGAGCAUGGUCUAGCAGGAACCGCACAGCUGAUGGAAGCCGGUCAUGGUCAAAUCGCCACCUGGACAAUUGACCCAGAUUACCCACAUUUCUAACUAGAGAUUCAUCAUAUCUUUAAAGACCCAUCAGAUGAUCAGAUUUCCAGGCAGUGACCCCCGGGAACCUCCUCGUCGUACUUUUACAUCAACCACACCUGUAUGAAUUCACCAUCUUCCAGCUGUCGCUUUGGGAACAGAAGUCACAUAUUCCUACAGCGAUGAAUCCUCUUCUGCUUCUCGUAGUUUAUUAAAGUCGUCAGAUGUGACAAGGGAGAGGCUCAGACAUGUGACUGUCUUGCUGUUGGGAGAAUGUGAAGGGGGCUUUGGGUCAUUUAUCACCAGUAGUUUGACAAUCUCACUUUUAUUUUUCUGGAUGGAGUUUAAUUUAGGAAUUCAUUGGGAUUAUUGCACACAGCUAAAAUUAAUAGAUUAUCCAGGUGUUCACAAGUAGAGCCAGUAGUCAACCACAUCCUAAGCGUACAUGCUAAAUCUUCAGUAUGCAUUCAUGUAAUUAAGCCCAGUUUUUCACCCUUAAAGCUCCUGGUGUCCAAGUUUAUUUGAUCUCAUUUGUAAUCUGAUCAUGUUCAUUGAACUGUAUUCUGUUACUAAUUUGUUUAAUUCCUUCAUCUUCUCUUUAACUGGAUUUGAUGGUUGCACAACCAGCAUAGCGAAUGCACAGGACCACCAACACUAAAAAGCUGGGAAACGCAUCUGCAUGUUGACCCUUCCCCAUCUCAGUAGCUCUGAGGGGAUGUUGGCUUUGGAUUCCAAACCAGCUGGAGAAGAAUCCAAUCAUCUAGAGCUCAUCUCGAUGUGACCUCGUCCAUCUGGGUAGCUAACCGGAAUUAUCCCAAAUGCUGGACAUUUAUGGAGGAUUUUAAGAGCGGACUCCUCACAGCCGCUUUGUAACUCUAUUCGCAAACUUUGCACAGAAAGACACUGAUCCGAACUCUCAGUGUGUCACAGGAAACCAGUGUUAGGGAUUCUGCUGGUCCGAGUCAGUCCCUAGAUGGGUCGUGUUUUCAGUUAUUUCAGCCAUAGAGCUUGUUGAGCCUUGAGGGUGGCUAGCAUGACACCACAGAGGAUCCAGAAUGCUUAAGUUAGGAAUGCUUGUGCCUGGAUAAACGGCCUCACCAUCAAAAGCAUCGGAAUGCCCAUCACUUUGUCCUCAUGCGGUUAGUACUUGUUGAAAUAUUGAAUAGAGCUGCUGCAGUUGAAAUGUCUUGUACUGUUUCUAUUAGGUUUUUAAACUUCAGUGCCACCAAUGAUUCAUUUUCUCAUUCAGGCUCAGAUUCCUCUUGUCCUUAAACACUGCGCUGAAGUGUCUGUAUGUAUUAAUAUCUCUCUUAUCCAAGUCUGUGUCUCAAUUGAACCCGACAAUGACGACGGCCCACCAGAUGAUCUCAGUCUCCAAUGUCACUGGAAUGUGGGAUGUUUUAUUUUUCUGUUUGUUUUAAUCUAAUGCUGUACAUAUCAUGUUCUGGGAGUUGAUGUUCAGGUGGGCAGUUUGCUUUCUUUGCAGCAUCUUACUUGGUUAUUACAGCUUUAAAAAGAUCCAUGCCUCACCAUCACGGUCAGCUUUGCUUCGUUCUGGUUUCAUGUGCUUCUGUGUCCUGUAAAGUCAUUCAUCCCUCUGCUUGGGCUGGAUGGAGUCUUUGAAACACAAGUGGAAAUUUCUUUUUGUCUAUUGAUUUAUCCAUUUAAGUCAUUCUAAUGAAUUUGUAAUUGCACUUAAAUCAUCAUUAAAACCGACUUAUAAAGUAAAAAAAACAGACUAGAUCCUUCUGAAAAUAAGUAAUUUCUGAUGUAUAAAUAAUGUUUUCACAGCUUUGGUUUGGAUUAUACCUCAGAAAUGGAGACACUACACAACUGUUGUGGCUUAACAGCAAAAAAUGUAACGUGUAAUGAAUAAUAUAAUGAUUUUACCACCCAACUUAAAACUUAAUUUUCUACACCAAGCUGCCCAUACAGCAUUUAUAGUAUAUAUAAUAUUAUAUUUAAUUUCUGAAAAUAACUCAUUUGACUUCGGCCAGUGGUUUGGCUUUGUACUUCACAAAUUUUGUUUUCUGUUUUGUUCUGCACAGCAAAACCAAAACUGUGUCUUUCCAAAUGCAUUCCCCAGACUUCACCUCUACUUCCUGUUCUGGGGUCUUGGGCUGAAGCGAACAUGCUGGUUCCUGUAUCUCAUGCCCUUGCUUUCCCAGAAUACCUUAGUGCUCUGGGCUGCUGUAAUCCAAGCUGCCGAUCCCUAAAGCCAUUUUAUUAGCUGGCUAAAGCAGUGGCAGCAGGCCUGAUAUACGACCCCGGGGUUGCUUGCAGGUGAGAGGUUAGUGCUGCAUUUGAUGGGCUAACUUCUGAGGGAGGAAGUGAGACAAGCUGGCAGCAAAAAAAGCAAAAGAGGAAGCUGAGAAGGUGAACGGCCAGCUCACUGGGAUGGUGUCCAUGUGUGGUACCAAGAAGAACCAGGAGGGUCACCCUGGAUUCUGUGGAGUUUUAGCCGUUUCUCAACUUCCACAAAUAGUUUUAGGCAUUAUGAAUUGUAAAUCCUUCUAUAAUACAUUUGUGCCCGCUCAAAGCUUGCAAACAUGAUCCUAAAACUGCAGCAUGACCCAAAUCGAUGUGAUGAUAUAGUGCGAGUCUGUACCAGCAGAAAAUACCAGCAGACUCUUCCAGGCAAAGGUGCCGCAGCUGUCGGAAACUGUAGUUUUUAUGUGCUCACAAGACAGUCCAGUUUCUGAAAGAUCUUUUUAAAGAGGCCGACUGAAACCGCAAUUCUCAAGGAAUUCUUCCUCAUUUCUCCACCGCAUUUACUAAUAUGUCAGUGUGCCGUUUGCCCUCAGAAGUCAUCGAACACAUGUCUCUGAUUUUCAUUCCUCCACUGCUGUCUUUAGCUCUCUUUGGAAAUAAUGGCUGUGAGAUUCGAUUACACAUCUCAGCACGGAUCAGUGGUUAUAUAGUUUCACAUAUUGUUCGUUUAAAAACUAAAUCAUGAAAAUAUGUCUUACUACAUCAAGGUUUUUCCAUCUACAUCUCUUUUGUGUACAUUUAGGAGGUCAAACAACCUAGCUAUGACACAAGUCAGUAAGCAUUACCAUGUUUAGCUUCUGACAGUUGGUGAUGACUCAGAAUGGUUUUUAAUCAUUUCUAGUGACAAUUUUCUAAGUCUUAUUGAGGAAAGUAGUUGUAAUUAUUUUCUAAAUGUCAUUUAUAAGCAAUAAAGUAAUAUUGAAUGUACAGAAGAGAAAUUUUGAAAGCUGUGUUAUACCCGCAUUGUGAGCCGGCAUUGGACCCGAAAGGUCAAAAAUAGGUCACAGUGUCAUGAAAAAUCACUCCAGAAUUGCACUUAACCAGCACUUAAAUUAAAUGACUCUUUUAACCUUUUCCUUAACAUUUAUGGAUUUCCUUUUCUAAAAUGCCUGAUUCCCCCCUCC
Messenger RNA from Sinocyclocheilus anshuiensis, 7193 nucleotides. Its product is annotated as leucine zipper protein 1-like. The transcript is spliced from 4 exons. The record is from RefSeq and is a predicted model, not a curated record. The coding region runs from base 693 to 3797 and encodes 1034 amino acids. NCBI's taxonomy places the organism in Eukaryota, Metazoa, Chordata, Actinopteri, Cypriniformes, Cyprinidae.